AUGGAAACGGGGCACACCCGAUUUUUAGACUCGCUUGCUUACAUGCCUAUGGCUCUCGCGGCGCUGCCCAAAGCCUUCGGGCUCCCCGUAGAAACACGCAAGGGACUUUUUCCCCAUUUAUUCAAUACGCCGGCGAAUCGCGGCUACGUUGGCCCGCUACCAUCGGCCGAAUAUUAUUCGCCGGACAGCAUGGGGACCGCGGAACGAACAGCAUUCCACGCGUGGUACAACGAGGCUGUGGAAAGUAACUAUGUAUUCGAGUUCGACAAGGAGUUGAUCGAUUAUUGCCGAAGCGACGUUGACAUUCUUCGAAGAGCCUGUUCGGCGUUCAGAGAUAUUUUUCUCACGCAGGGGGGUGUCUGUCCGUUCUCGCAAAGCACCACCAUCGCGUCUGCGUGUUCGGUGCUAUUUCGGCAGAAUUUUCUGCAAGACACUACCAUCGGGAUUAUACCGUCUCGCGGGUAUCGGAUGACCGACAAUCAGUCCACCAAGGCGGUCGAGUGGCUCGUCUGCAAAGAACGCGAAAUCGGUAUAGAGAUAAUGCACGCGGGUCGCUGCAGGGAGUAUCGUAUCCCGGAAACGGGUCGCCCUGUGGACGGUUACUACGUGACCGAGGAUGGUACCAGACACGUGCUCGAAUUUCAGGGGUGUUACUGGCACGGAUGCCGAAAUUGUUUCACAGCGAAUCGCGACGAAGAACUGGUAGCUAAAGAUUGCAUGAAUAAGCGCUUUGAGGAAACCCGCGCGAAGACCGUCAGAAUGCGUGCGCUCGGUUACGUCGUGACGGAGAUGUGGGAGUGCGUUUUCGCCGAGAUGCUGAAGAACGACGCGGAACUGCGAGCGUACGUGGAGCAACACCCGUUGAUCGUCGCGAGAAACGAAAAGUGUUUAAAUCCUCGCGAUGCGUUCUUCGGCGGUCGUACGAACAACACGAAACGGUUCUACGAGGUUGCCGAGGGGGAGCGAAUUCGCUAUGUGGAUGUUUGCUCCCUGUAUCCGUGGGUAUGCAAAAACGGGCGGUACCCCGUUGGACAUCCCAAGGUGCACGUGGGGGAUUCCUGUAAGACGUUGACAGGGCCCGACAACGCGAAUCUAGACGCGGUAGAGGGCCUUGUGAAAUGCGUCGUGCUUCCGCCGCGAAAUCUCUACCACCCGUUGCUGCCGGUCCGCAUGCACGGCAAAUUGAUGUUCCCGUUGUGUCGCACGUGUUGCGAGAAUUCGACACCCGACGAUUGCCCGCAUGCGAACGAAGCCGACCGCUGGUUGAGCGGUACAUGGGUGUCGGACGAAUUGAAAAAAGCGAUCACCCUGGGGUACAGAAUUGUCGAUGUCAGCGAAAUAUGGCAAUACGAUAUCACUUCGUACGAUCCCGCGACGAAGCAAGGCGGUUUGUUCGCCGGAUACAUAGACACGUUUCUGAAGUUGAAGCAGGAGGCCAGCGGCUGGCCGGCGGAAUGCGAUGACGAGACAUCUCGCCAACGCUACGUAGAGGAAUACGAGCGCGUCGAGGGGAUCCGCCUGGACGGGUCCAAGAUAGCUAAAAACGCUGGGCUGCGUUCGGUGGCGAAACUUUGCCUGAAUUCGUUCUGGGGUAAAUUCGGGCAGCGCGAUCAUUUACCGCGUACAGAGGUGAUCAACGAGCGGUAG
Molecule: messenger RNA, 1647 nt
Organism: Athalia rosae (coleseed sawfly)
Lineage: Eukaryota; Metazoa; Arthropoda; Insecta; Hymenoptera; Athaliidae
Exons: 1
Coding region: 1-1647 (548 amino acids)
Biological process (GO): DNA replication
Molecular function (GO): nucleotide binding; DNA-directed DNA polymerase activity; DNA binding
Source: RefSeq, a predicted model, not a curated record